Molecule: messenger RNA, 2505 nt
Organism: Dermacentor andersoni
Lineage: Eukaryota; Metazoa; Arthropoda; Arachnida; Ixodida; Ixodidae
Product: toll-like receptor 2
Cellular component (GO): membrane
Source: RefSeq, a predicted model, not a curated record
CACAAAAUGGUCGGACACGAGACGGGCGACACACGGCCACGUGGCACAUGGCCCACGACGACACGGAAGCGGCCUCCGUAUUUAUAGCGACCGCGUCAGCUCAAGCAUGCGCACGCCAUGAAGGUCUCCUCCUGUCAGGUCCCUCCGUCGCACAGCAAGAAAGAAAGAGAUCCUGUAUAACGCGUGUCCGUACGGCGCUCCGCGAAUAAAAAGAAAAAGUUAAGCAAAUCGAGAGAAGCCUCAUUUGCGUAAGUUCGCGAACCGUGCCGACACCAAGGGCGCCUGGCAAAACCGCCCACAUGGGCGGGCAGCUGGGUUAUUGCAACAGAGCACCAACAUUAAAGAAGACGCGAGCCUUCCUGCUUGCACCCGGCCACCCCUUUCUCGUCACUUAAUAGGCGCGAAAUGCUGGCGCCUCGUGUCGAUCACGGCGGCCCGGGGAGGACGCGCACACGCACGCACACACCUGUCUGGCCUCUUUCUCUCGACCUGACACCAAAGGCGACCAGCGACGACCGCGGCGAAGCACGGACGUCCGUAGAGAGAAUCUGAACGACUCCGAGCUCGGGGCCAGGAAGUGCCGCGAAGACACCAUCGAGAGGCUGAAGCUCCGGUCCCUUCUAUAGCCGAGACGCACCAAGAGAUGGAGACGAGGGUCGUUAGUGCAGCCGUCUGCUGCAUCGUAGCUUUGGGCGCCUUGCGCGGCGUGAGGUGCGACGAGCCCAAGUGCGAAGACACGACGCGCCGGCACGCGCUCGUGCCCGAGUACACGUGCUCCGGCUUCACCAGCGCGGAGGACUUCGCGAAGCACUUCAAGAAGGCAGCCGAACCCGGGGCGGACCUCUGGUUCAUCCUCAAGGACAGCAAGCUGGAUUACAUUCCCGCAGGAUUUCUGGGCGAGCACCGGGCGUCGAUGCUGGAGUUCAGCAACGUCACCCUCGGAUCGUUCUUCGAGCCCGGCUCUAACCGCAGCCUCUUCUCUGGCCUGGAGCCGUCGCUCAAGCGGGUCACCUUCACGCUCGGCAGCACCCUGCCUAGCACGUGGGCCACACUGCGCCCGCUGGGGAGGCUCGAGGAGCUGGUCUUCUUCGAGAUGACGGGCCUCAACCUGACGCGCGACUUCAACGAGCUGCCCGCGGGUUUGCGCAAGGUGGUGAUAGUCCGCACAGGAGUGGGCAGCGUCGACGACGACUGGCUGUCUUCGCUUCUGAACCUGGAGAACGUUCGCAUACAGAGUAGCACGCUGGACCGGUUCACCAGAAGCAUGCUGCCAAGGCCCGCGCCCAGGCUGCGCAAGCUCACCAUCGGGGACAGUUCUCUGAUGUCAUUGCCAGAAGACUUCGGCGCUGACUUUCCCGUCCUGAAACAAGUGAAUCUCCGUCAGAAUCUCAUAAGCAGCUUCAGUGAGCAGAGCCUGGCACCGCUAAAAAAUAGCAACACGACUGUUGUGCUGUCAGGAAAUCCGGUACACUGCGACUGCAAGAUGUCGUUCCUGCUCACCUACCCAGACUCUUGGACGUACCCGGAGUGCGGCUCACCCGAAGCACUCAGUGGGGUUCCCCUCAGGGAGCUCACUCCGGAGAAGCUCGGUUGCACUGAGCAGAAGGAACCCUGAGAAAUUCAGCUGACUCGAACACCCACUUCACAGAUGACAAUGAUAAAGGUUUCGACCGGUAUACCUUUGUUUGUCUCUUUGGAACGCGCUCCCCGACAACAGAAUACUAGAAUUCAUUCAUUCAUUCAUUCAUUCAUUCAUUCAUUCAUUCAUUCAUUCAUUCAUUCAUUCAUUCAUUCAUUCAUUCAUUCAUUCGGCUGUUUGGCCAGUUCCAGAAUGGCUACGUACGUGCAAUCUUAUGUAUACAACUGCAGACUCAGUACGAUAUCCUUUGCCGCCCACGAUGGUAUUUUCCUUGACUUGGCACAGGAGCAAGCUGUUAUGGCAAAUCACCGUUCUACGCCCCAUCACCAGACCUCACCCCCUUCCUUGUUCGUUAUAAUUACGUUUACAAUGAUCGCACUACCAAAGAAGUCACCAUAUUCUACAAUUCACUGCAGCACGAAGUGGAAAUUAACAACAACAUUCAUUGCGCACACAAGAGCCGAUAACAGAGAUUUUCACGAAUUAUGGCGUGAACCGAACUGUUACUGAUGUUCACACACUCUGCCAGUUCAUCGAUGCUUAUCCUCCGUUCUUGUCUCAUCAGCUCGUCAACCUUUGCAAUUUUGUUGGGGGUGAUUGCACGAUGGCUUCGGCCGGGUCUUGGAUUGUCUUUGCAACUUACCCGUCCUUCUUUCAACUGUUUACUCUAACGCUUCACAGUGGCCAAUAAAAUGCAAUGUUCAACGUACACGGCAGCCAUACGGCGACUAAUUUAUUUUUGGCAAACACCUUCAGCUGUCAAAAACCUCGUGGCACCACGCUGCUCAACUUCUGAAGAAUCCAUUACGUCACGCAACCAUGUUCAACCCAGUGUAUGAGAACAUUAAAUAACAUUGACCCUCACA